Molecule: messenger RNA, 1347 nt
Organism: Olea europaea var. sylvestris
Lineage: Eukaryota; Viridiplantae; Streptophyta; Magnoliopsida; Lamiales; Oleaceae
Product: B-box zinc finger protein 22-like
Exons: 3
Coding region: 152-1045 (297 amino acids)
Biological process (GO): regulation of DNA-templated transcription; photomorphogenesis
Cellular component (GO): nucleus
Molecular function (GO): zinc ion binding
Source: RefSeq, a predicted model, not a curated record
UAAAAAUGGACGUCAAAAGUGAAAAGAAGUCGGCAUCAGUAUUCAGUAUAAAUUCUUAAGCCUCUCCAACUCUCCCUUUCAAUUUAUUCGUUUAUUUGUUGUAUCUAUAAAUCUCCGCUUGGAUACUGGUAAUCUUCAGUAGGUUUGGAGUAUGAAGAUUCAGUGCAGCGUGUGUGAGGUAGCGGAGGCGAAUGUUCUGUGUUGUGCCGACGAGGCGGCGCUAUGCUUGGCGUGUGAUCAGAAGGUGCAUGCUGCAAAUAAGCUGGCAACCAAGCACCAGCGAGUUCCUCUCUCUAGCUCGUCUUCUCAGAUGCCCAAGUGUGACAUCUGUCAGGAAACGGUCGGGUAUUUCUUUUGCCUGGAGGACCGAGCUUUACUUUGUCGGAAAUGUGAUUUUUCCAUACACUCGGUGAAUUCUUUGGUGUCAGCUCAUCAGAGGUUUUUGCUCACUGGAGUAAAAGUAGGUCUUAAAUCCAUGGAAUCUGGUUCAUCAACAUCCUCGAUGAAGUCACACUCCAAUGAGAAAAUUUCAGAACUUGAACCAAACUUUCUUGCUAGGCGAAGUACCCCGUUGUCACCAACUGGUCAACAUAAUAAAGGUUUACCAUCCCAAGUUAGAGAAGGUGGGGAUUUUGCAUCAUCAAGGGUGACUCUUGAGGGAGUCACUACAUCUGGAAGUAUGUCCAUGUGGCACUUAGACGAUUUUCUUGGUCUUACUGAUUUCAAUCAGAGUUACAAUUUCAUGGAUGGUGGCUCAUCUAAGGCUGAUAGUGGAAAGCUUGGAGAUUCAGAUUGCUCCCUCAUUCUACGAACUGCUGAUGAAGAACUAGAGGGUGAUGAGUGUCUAGGUCAGGUACCAGAUACGUUUUGGGCAGUACCCCAUAUUCCUUCACCGCCAACGGCAUCAGAGCUUUAUUGGCGAAAGAAUAACCAGAAGCAUUAUGACCCUGCAGUCUUUGUCCCCGACAUAGGCUCCCCAUCCUCGCAGAAUUUCCAUCAUCGCCAACCAGAUGGUACUAGUUCAAAGUGGAGAAGACAAUUCUGAUUUGUUAUCUGAUCUUUGUUGCUAUUAAGAUAGCUGCACAAGGUGUUCUAAAUCAGCUUUACAAGGGUCAUCUAAAAGGUGUGUUGCCUUUCUAGAGAUAAAAUCGUUGAAGCAGUUACGAGUUAGGAAUAUUGCUUCCCUUUCUGCAAGUAGGUUAUAUUUCUGUACUAGUGUUCCACAGCCAAUCAGUUUAGGCGUCUGCUACAUUGUAUCACGUGAAGGAAAUAAGAACCAAGAGAUUUCUUAUAAUUAUGACACAUGUAAAGACACUUUUUGAGAUAUGCUUUUUGAGAUAAGCUGAG